AUGUCAACUCAGUUCUUUGCUAAGACAUCAACAGAAAUAAACCUGUUCCAGGGAUAUCCUACUUUCGAUCAAUUGACGAGAGAUGAAGCAGAAAGAAUCCAGGUUUCGCUUUUAUCGCCGUGCGGGAGGUUCAUGGCGCUCUCCACUUCUGAUGCGGUCCAAGUUUUCACAGGCGUUGAGUUUUCGCAUUUACUACUGAAAGUGAGUUUAAAGGAUGUUUAUGACCUACAUUUCUCGCCAUCGGGCAAUUUUUUGAGCACUUGGGAAAGGCCAUCGAUCUCGGAACCAGAUCACAAGAACGUCAAAAUCUGGGACCUGAAUCUCGAAACGCCUCCUGAGACUCCCAGUUAUGCAUACCAGGCCAAAGUCCAAAGCGGCUGGGUUUUGCAGUUCAGUAAGCUCGACAAUUUCGCAUUGAAACAAUUUGGCAAGGAAAUUAGAAUCGUGAAAAUAGAUUCCAAAGAUAACACAACGUUCAACUUCGACAAGCCUUUCAGCAAAUUGAUCCCCGAACAGCAUAUUUCGAGCUUCUUAAUUUCACCAUCUGAGUUCCCUACGAUUUGCACAUUCUCACCUGAAAAAUCCGGUAAACCAGCGGUUUUGAGUAUUUAUUCCAUCGCAGAGGGUAUCACUGAUAAAAAAAUUGCGUCCAAGACUUUUUUCAAAGCCGACUCCUGUCAACUCAAAUGGAACCCUCUAGGUAAUGCCGUAUUAUGCAUGGCUAUCACGGAUUUCGAUUCGUCAAACAAAUCUUAUUAUGGUGAAAACACUCUUUACCUGUUAUCAUUCCAAGGCGCCAACGGCUCUUUAGGAGGAAAGUCCGUCCGUGUACCACUAUCAAAAGAGGGACCAAUUCACGACUUCACUUGGUCUCCAACUUCAAGACAAUUUGGUGUCAUUUACGGUUAUAUGCCAGCUACGAUAACGUUCUUCGAUUUAAGAGGUAACGUUGUGCAUUCUCUGCCCGAGCAGCCCAAAAAUACCAUGCUGUUUUCGCCAUCAGGCAGAUACAUUUUGAUAGCAGGGUUCGGUAAUUUGCAAGGGUCGGUUGAAGUGUUGGACCGUCACGACAAAUUCAAGUGCGUUACUAAAUUUGAUGCAGCGAACACUUCCGUAUGCAAAUGGUCCCCAGGUGGUGAAUUCAUUUUGACUGCCACCACAUCCCCAAGACUUAGAGUUGAUAACGGACUCAAAAUUUGGCAUGUUACUGGAACUUUGUGUUUUGUCAAGGAAUACAAAGAGCUACUAAAAGUCGACUGGAGACAUCAAAUUUCUCCCAAGCUAGAGGAAAGUCAUGUCAUCAAUAGCGUUGCGAGCUCGAAUGAGGAGCCGUUUACUGACCCUAAGUUGGGCAAAAUCGACGUUCAAAUUCACCCUUCUGCUACUGAGUAUAUUUCAAAACGCCUGAAAAACGGAUCCUCCGCAGGAACAGCCAGCAAACCAGCGGGCGCGUACAGACCACCCCACGCUAGAAGAGCCGGUGGUGCUCCUACAGUUCCUGGGGCUGCUAUUAGACCAGCGAAGGGCAUUCCAGGAAUGGCAAGUGGUAUUCCGGGAGUAUCUGGCAAAGAGUCGAAAGCUUCUGCCAAGAACAAAAAGAAAAGAGAAAACAACAAAAAGGAAGACUCUCCGGACUCCAGUACCGUUGGCGAAGGUGCUACUAUAGACGCAGUCGAAACACCAAAAGUCAACAAAGAGGCUUCGCCUGAAGAGAAAAAGAUUCGUUCUCUACUUAAGAAAUUGAGAGCCAUCGAGGCUCUUAAACAAAAACAAAUGUUGGGAGAAACCCUAGAGGACACGCAAAUUCUAAAGAUCCAGUCUGAGGACAAAGUUUUGAAAGAAUUGGAUUUUCUAGGAUGGAAAGAUGACGACGCAUAG
Lachancea nothofagi CBS 11611 is the source of this 1878-nucleotide messenger RNA. The record is from the annotation of a GenBank genome assembly. Lineage: Eukaryota; Fungi; Ascomycota; Saccharomycetes; Saccharomycetales; Saccharomycetaceae.